UCCCCUUUGACCGGUAAAAUGUGUACAUUCUCAUUCCUCUGUUUCAUCAAAAGUAUACUUUAAAAGCACAAAAUGUUAUUGCCAGCAGUUGCUUUUGUUUGCUUCGUAAUUCCCUUCGUCGUGGUACUAUUCAAAAUCACAAGACCCCGUUUUCCAGCCAGAGUCAACUGUUGGUUUUGUGGGGUAAAAUCUUCUGUUCCGUACAGUAACAGAAACUCCUGGGACUGCUCCAAGUGUGAACAGUAUAAUGGGUUUGAUAAGGAUGGGAAUUACAAUAAACCAAUCCUAGCCCAAUAUGAUGAGAAGUUGAAUCGACCAUUCAAAUGUAAGGAGGCAGAGUUUCUGGGAGGUCAUGACCUCUUGUGUGACAGGUGCUCACAAAAUCAGCUGCUCAAGGUCAAGCAGCUGGCUAACUUCACUCCGUAUGAUGAGAAGAACUUUAACGCAGAAGUGGAGGCAUUCAGCAGACAUCUGGAGAAAGUUUACCGCCUUUGUCAGCAGUGUGAGAUCAAUGUCGCCCAGGAGCUUGAAACUCAGGAUGAGGCUAUAGCCAUGCGUCUCAGUCACCUGGAUGACUCACAGAGGAAUCUGAUAGGAUUAAAUUCUUACAGAGAGGAGCAGCAAACUUUAUUGCAUUCAAGCUACCGAGACCAUUCAUGGAACAAGAGUAUUGUGGCCAGUGUGGUGUUACAUGGUGUCUCACUUGGAUGUGCUGUCUUGCUAGCUGCCAGAGAAGUUGACCUGACUGGUAAAGCUGACUGGCAGAAGCUGCUACUACCACUGCACCCAUACCUACUGUGGCUGGAUCUUCAUACUCAAACAAUCACUGCUGUAGGGCUUACAUCUUGUAUACUGGCGAAACUCAUCCUUGGCAAAUACAGGUUACACAUUGUUGAUGUGCUUGGCUGCCCAUUUUGGCUGGUACUGCUAUUGUUGGAGACUGGUUACCUCCGUUUGACAUCUGAUUACCUGUUAUACUUCCUCGCUGGACUGGUCGCUAAUGUUUGUGUCUGUAUUGGCAGUCUAGUCACUAACAGAAGGAGGAGAAACCAGUCUGACAUCACAUUGACAAGACAACAACUGGACUCCAGUUUUUCUGACACAGCUAGCAGCGUUUCUCCUUUAUCAUCCGUUAGCCAGUUUCACAGUGAUGUCACUGAUAGGUCUGGGCAAAAUGAAAGGUCAAGGUUAGAAUGUGAUGAUAUGUCAGGGUCAAGGUCACCUGAUUAUCCAAGGUCAGAAGUCAGAAAUAUACAGGACAACGAGGUUACCACAUCCAGGCCUCAAAGUAAACGACAGAGAGUUAUGAAAUCAAAUGAGCCAAAUGAAAAUGGCCUUGACCCAAACAUUAAGGUGAAAACUGAGCCAGGUUUAGAUGAAAGUGUACAUGAAACUACAUUUGAACUGCAUGCCUGCAGUCUUGGGGAACCAGGCUUAAUUCCAAGGAACAACUCUGGCUUGUUUUCAACUGUGACACAGUCUACCACAGGAAGUAGCUCAGACCAGUCUACAAGAGGAAGUAUUUGUAACCAGUCUGUACUGGAUGGCCUGAGGUCACAGAGUCAAAAGAGGCCGCUCAUUUCUCCUGCUUUGUUUUCUCAUGCUUCAAGAAUGGAAAGCCAUAGAGGUUCACCAAACUUGCCAUCAACCUACCAGCCAAGCCUGUUUUUUGUUAAUUCUCCAGAUUUUCCUACCUCUUUUAAUCUCCAUGGCAACAACAGUCUUCAUAGCAACCACUCAUCAGUUUCCCAGUCCUCUGCCUUUACUCCAAUGAAGACUUCCAGCAAUCAUGAUCUACCUCACACCCCAAAACGAUCAUCUACUCCUGUGUCUUAUACUUUUGGUCAAUCACCAUUCUCCCGUUUGCCACACCGCAGUGAUAGCUUUUCUCAGCUUUCAUGGGCAUCAACUCCUACUCAAGGAAAUUCACAUAUCAGGUCAAGGUCAAGCUUAUCUGCUAGAAGAAACAACUGUAUGCCCAAGAGGUACUCCCCAGUGGUAAGAAGGGCGGAGAUGUCAGAUCAUUCCGAUGAAGAGCUGGAUAAUUUGACUGACUUCACAUCGGUGACUCAAAGAUGUAGGGUACACAGCACAUCUGGCUCAAUGCUUCAGGAAAACAGUGCAUCAGUUGGGUGGAAAUCUGGCCUGUUUGGGUUUGUUCUGGGAGGCAGUCUGGUUGCCAAUAUCAUGUUGGGGCUGUUUUCGUGGCAACAAACAUUGGACACGUGAAUGUGGGGGAAAUAUCAAUGUGUAGAACAUGGCCAUGUGGACAUAAACAAUCAUGUUACAGAUGACAAUGCACUGUUGUUAACAGUAAUGGAGACUGUGAUGUGAUGGUCAAAAGAACAAAUUGUACUUAGGACUUUUCAGAAAGGUUUCAGGGAAUGAAUUCCAUUCAUUAACAUACAAAUGUUUGAAAUUGGGAUUUUAAAGUGCUAGCAUAUUUCAAAUUUAUAGAAAAAUUGACAUAGAAAUCUUCUAGCUUUGGUCUAUUGUUUAUCAGCGUGAAUGAAAGCUUUUGAACAUUUAGAUUUCAUUUUGACCUGUGAAUGCACCUGUAUGUUCCAAAAUUCUGGGAAGGGGAGUUGAAUACGACUGAUACAUUUGAAAGCAUAUAUACAUUUGAAUACCAUAACUACAUUUGGAUACCUUACAUACAUACAUUUGUAUAUCACAAAUACAUUUGAAUACCACACACACUUUUGAAUACUACACACACAUUUGAAUACCUCACAUGAAUUUGAAUAUCACACAUACAUUUAAAUAUUGCACAUAAAUUUGAAUACCACACACACUUUUGAAUACCACACACACAUUUGAAUACCACACACACAUUUGAAUACCACACAUACAUUUGUAUAUCACACCUACAUUUGAAUACCACACACACUUUUGAAUACCA
Molecule: messenger RNA, 2902 nt
Organism: Mya arenaria
Lineage: Eukaryota; Metazoa; Mollusca; Bivalvia; Myida; Myidae
Product: transmembrane protein 201-like
Exons: 11
Coding region: 73-2229 (718 amino acids)
Biological process (GO): nuclear migration along microtubule
Cellular component (GO): nuclear membrane
Molecular function (GO): lamin binding; actin filament binding
Source: RefSeq, a predicted model, not a curated record